UAAAGAUUGGAUCAGCAGUCUUGUAUAUUCAACUUUCCUAUUGAUAUUCUCUUGAAUAUCUAGUCUUGUCCUUCAGACGGACUUUGCAUGCAUAUAGAGUGACAGCUACUUUUCACAUGCUCUUUCUGUCUCUAACUGAUUAUAUUACAUAAUGAGAUGCAAACUAUGUAAAGGGUGAGCAAAAGGGGAUUUCAUCCAAAGUUGCAUAGAUCAUCUUUCUUCUUCAUCUCCUUUAUUUUUGCCUAAGGAGAUAGAUAGAAGAAAUGAAUAUUACUCAAGACGAGGAGAACUUUAAUAGCGGUCAGCAGGAAUCGAUGGCAGAGCCACUUAUCAUGCAAAGGAAGGUUUCAAUUCAUGUAGAAGCUCAUCUGUUGGAAAAUAAUAAUAGUGGAGGCUCUAUGUUUAUGGUUUUGCUUAGCACUUUUGUUGCUGUUUGUGGGUCUUUCGCAUUCGGAACUUGUAUUGGGUUUUCUGCACCUACCCAGUCUGGAAUCACAAGUGAUCUUGGUUUGUCGUUAUCCGAGUAUUCAGUGUUUGGAUCAAUAGCAACUAUUGGUGCCAUGGUGGGUGCGAUAACAAGUGGUAAAAUUACCGACUCCAUUGGCCGAAAAGGGGCAAUGAGGGUGUCGGCUGUUUUCUGCAUUGAAGGAUGGUUAGCUAUCUACUUCUCCAAGGGGGUUGUAUCACUUUACAUUGGAAGAGUGUGCUCAGGUUAUGGCAUGGGUCUCCUCUCUUAUGUGGUACCCGUGUUCAUAGCUGAAAUCGCACCGAAGCAUCUUAGAGGAGGCCUUGCCACUUUGAAUCAGCUCAUGAUUGUUACCGGAGUAUCGUUUACGUUCAUUAUAGGAACAGUUGUGUCAUGGAGAACACUAGCAUUGAUUGGAAUUUUUCCAUGCUUUGUUCUACUUUUUGGUCUAUUUCUCAUCCCAGAGUCUCCUAGAUGGCUGGCAAAAGUCGGACAACAAAAAGAGUUUCAAUUGGCAUUACGCAAACUCCGUGGUAAAGAUGCUGAUAUUUCCCAGGAAGUCGAAGACAUUCAAGACUACCUACAAACUCUUCAACACCUUCCGAAGUCCCAAAUGCUUGAUUUGUUUCAGAAGAGAUACUUGGUUUCUGUCACUGUUGGUGUUGGUUUGAUGGUGUUUCAACAAUUUGGAGGAAUCAAUGGAGUCUCAUUUUACCUAAGCCACAUAUUCGAGUCUGCAGGAUAUCCAUCUGCAAUGGGUACAGUUAUCUAUGCCUGUAUUCAGAUUCCAAUAACAGGAUUAGGAGCAACUUUAAUGGAUCGAGCUGGAAGAAGGCCUCUUCUGUUUGUCUCUGCAUCUGGAUUGAUCAUCGGCUGUCUCUUAGUUGCAACUUCUUUCUACAUGAAGGCUCAUGAAUUGUCCCUUGAGUGGGUACCUGCACUCACUCUCACUGGCAUACUUAUGUAUGUUGGUUCGUUUUCCGUGGGGAUGGGUGCAGUUCCUUGGGUUAUAAUGUCAGAGGUAUUCCCCUUAAAUGUGAAGGGAACAGCAGGAAGUUUUGUUACGCUGGUGAACUGGUUUGGGUCAUGGGUGAUUUCUUUUACAUUCAACUUCCUCAUGAGCUGGAGCUCUUAUGGUACAUUUCUACUCUACGCGACGGUUAAUCUAUUAGCAAUUUUAUUUGUUGCAAAGAUAGUACCAGAAACAAAAGGCCGAACUCUAGAAGAAAUUCAAGCUUCCAUGAACUGAUUGUAGAAGGGGAAAUGAAUGGUGGUCUUAAAACCAUUGUUUGAGAAAGUAGUCAUUCCAAAAAAAUUUCUUCUUAUCCUAUUUCUGUUUUUAAAUUAAAAUCGAGAAAAGAAAGAAGAGAGUGUAGUAGCAUUAAAUUUUCAGGUAACAUUUUUGAAUAUCAAAACCAAACCUUCUGUGUUGGCCUAUAUUUCUAACUGUAGCCCUGUGAUGCCAAUUCUUAUGUAGCAGCACUAUAACCAUUUUGUGCGUUGU
Papaver somniferum (opium poppy) is the source of this 1970-nucleotide messenger RNA. Its product is annotated as sugar transporter ERD6-like 7. The record is from RefSeq and is a predicted model, not a curated record. The transcript is spliced from 18 exons. Gene Ontology annotation, molecular function: sugar transmembrane transporter activity. Gene Ontology annotation, biological process: transmembrane transport; carbohydrate transport. Bases 264 to 1715 code for a protein of 483 amino acids. Lineage: Eukaryota; Viridiplantae; Streptophyta; Magnoliopsida; Ranunculales; Papaveraceae. Gene Ontology annotation, cellular component: membrane.